AUUGGUAUUCUAUGAAUCAGAUAAAUACUUGCCAACAUUUAAGAUGAUGUUACUCAAAAAGAAGAAAAACAAAACAAAACAAAACCAAGAAAAAAAACUUGAAUAAAAUCUCCUCAAAAAAAAGGUUUUAACAAACAAACAAAAACAAACAUUUUCAUUAUUAAUUAAAUCAAUGAAUUGGAUAGUUUAUUUGAACCAAACCAUUUUACUAACCAAAGAUAAUCUCGUUUAAUGGAACUUUGUCAUUACAUAUAUAGUGAAUAAGAAUGUCUUUAGUUUAUUUAUUAUUUGAAAGGACAGUACCUAAAAUAAUAUUUGAUUGAAUAAACACUGGAAUUUUCAAGGAACCAUUAAUCCAUCCAUUAUAAUUGAUCGUAAACAAUAAACAAUAACAAUAGCAGUUUAUUCAGAUAAUGAUGACUUUAAUAUAUCAAUAUCUAAUUCUAAUUAUUCAGUUUAGAAUAGGAAUAACUGUGUAUAGAAAUGAAAUAGAUCCUAAAAAGAAUAUGAUCAAACCUAUCAUAACUUAUUCACCAUCAGAUGUAUUUUCAACAGAUAGUAUACUUGAAUUCACAUGUCAAGCUACUGGUUAUCCAAAACCUAAUAUUGUAUGGUAUGAUGCAAUUAAUGGUAAACAAGUUAUUGAUGAAGUACCAAGUAGUGGAACAACAUCUGGUAUACAUGUUAAUCAACAUUAUGGUAAACUUUUAAUUUCUAAUCCUGAAAGAGGUAAAUUAUAUUCAUUUUAUUGUAAUGCUUCAAAUUCAGCUGGAUGGACAAUAAGUCAACCACCAGUACGUGGUGGUAUAGUUUAUAUAAGUUCUCAAUUUAAACAAAUACCAGUGGAUAAAACUGUGCAUGAAGGUGAUAAGGUUGUAAUGGAAUGUAUACCUCCAAUAGGAUUACCUGAAGUUAAGGUUUAUUGGUUAAAAAAUAAUAAUUUGAUUUCUGCACAAAAUGGAGUAAAACCUAGGAAUAAUAUCUCUGUGAUAAAUGAAUUCAAGUCUAAUAUUGAAAUAUCAAUUGACGGAAGUUUGCAUAUAAAUCCUGUCACUAUUAAAGACAGUGGAACAUAUACUUGUGUGGCAUCUAAUAUCGCCGGUGAACAAGUUUCUCCUUCAGCCUAUUUAAUGGUUAAAUCACGUACUCGAUUUCUGGAAACACCUGUAGAUAUUAGGGUCAAGAAAGGACGUGAUAUAAAACUGAAAUGUAAAGUCCAAGGCAAUCAUGUUGUUAAAUGGAAACGAGGCCCUGGGGAAGAACCGAUAGAUCCGAAUCGGGCUGAAUUGACUGAAAGUUAUCUCCUUAUUAGAAACGCUCAGAUUUCCGACUCUGGUACAUAUAUUUGCACUGCUGCUGGAGGUAUUGAAGCUGAUGCCACGGUCAUAGUUGAUACACCACCAGCAUUUUCUGUCACACCAGAUGAUCUGACAGUUAACGAAGGAGAAACUGCAGUGUUUCAUUGUGUAGCUGCGGGGCAUCCAUUGCCAGCAAUUUAUUGGGAGCUUCCGGAUAAAACACCCAUUUUUCCCGGUGACCAAACAAUAAAUGAAUUUCAUAAUGGCAAACAUUAUUUAACUCCCGAAGGAAGUUUAGAAGUUAGAGAUGUCAGACAAAAAGAUUCUGGUAAAUAUCAAUGCACAGCGCAUUCAUCUAUCGAUACAAUUCAUACGAGUGCAACAUUGCACGUCAUUAGCCUGUCUAAGAAAAAGCUGGAUUCAUCGAAAGAUGUAUAUUCACUUUCUGAAAACGAACCAAGACAAUUUUCUCCAUCUAAUUUUCAUUGGCUGUCCCCUAUAAUAGGACUUCCACCUGCAAACCAAACACGAACUGUCGGUGAGAUAGUCACAUUGGAUUGCGAACUGGGAUUAACUAGAGACCUGCCUGGAUCUUUGGCAUCAACACUGCCUUACUCAGACUUAUCUGACUGGUCUAUUGGAUGGUAUAGGUCUACGAAGGAUGGUGUAAAGGAAAAUAUAGACAACUCAAACCCACCUUAUGAUCAGCGUUACACUUUGCUUCCACGAGGUAGCCUUCAGAUAUCUAAUUUACGAACAGAAGAUUCUGGAAAUUAUACAUGCAUUGCAAGUGCAGUUAUCAAACCUUACUUAGAUGGUAGUUCGGUGUCAUUUACUUUACAAUCUAACUGGACCUCUUACUUAGAUGUUGUACCUGAAGGAUCACCCGCAACGGCAUCUAUUGGCAACGAAAAUCCUCUUCCUCCGCCAGAAAACCUAAAAGCUACUAAUGUGACGUCAUCGACUGUCAUAUUAGUUUGGGAUCUACCAUUUCCCCCACUUCUCUCACAAGAAUUCACACAAGGUAACCCAAUGAAAUCUCACCAGAUUACCUAUUGGGUUGAGCUCUAUAGACCUGAUAGACCAACAGAUGGAUGGAUAGUGGUUGAAAAAAAUUGGCACGCUCAUACUGUACAGUUAGGAGGAUUACAGCCAGAAACUAUAUAUUAUUUUUUAAUUAGACCUCGUUGGAAUGAGGGAAGAGUAGGUUGGGCUAGCGCUCCUCUGGGUCCAGUUUUAACUCUAAAAGAACAAGUUGUAAGUCAUCAAGAGAGUCAAUUAUCGGACAGAGAAGCUUUGAAGUCCUUUAAAAAUGUUAACUUAAUACUACAACAUUUGUAUCCACUUUCACCUAAAAGGGUGCGAGUUAGCUGGUCCAUUACAGAAGUUCUCCCUGUACUAUCAAUGGUAAAAGGUUAUUCUGUUUAUCACAGAGAAGUCCCCUUGAUGCAGUGCAUUUCAAACAAACUGGAGGGUAUGUACUCAGAUGCAACUGGACUAACAACGAAGAGUGGAGAAAGAAUGUACUGUAGCAUAAAAUCUACCACUUCUAUAGAUUCACAUUCUCUGUUUCGUCUUGAAACAAUGCAAAAUCUACAACAAAAUUUUAAGAAUAAACAAGAACAAGAAUUCAAUAACACGACAUCGGACCCAUGGACGGUCAUUGAUAUCAAAUCUCAAUAUCAAAAAGAUAGGAAAUAUAGUGACAUUCACAACUCACUAACAAUCCAGGAAACUAGCCUUUUACGUGAUCUUGAAGCUUUUCGAUGUUAUGAAAUCAAAGUUAAAGCAUAUUCAUCUAACUCCUUGAUGGAAAGUAUUGAAAGCCGAGAAAGUAAUACUCUUAAAGUUUUAACUUUUGAAAGCUUCCCAAGUUCACCACCGGAUAGAAUAUUUGCUGUGUGGAUAUCUAACACAACCAUAGAACUCUCGUGGGAUCCACCACCUGUCAUCUAUUGGAACGGAUUAUUAAUGGGUUAUAUAAUAUAUGUAUAUGACGAAGAUGCAAGUAACCAUCAAAGUUUCAAUUUAUCUUAUACUGAACAAAAGACAUUGAUUAAAGGAUUAACUGGAAAAACUAUAUAUUUUGUUCAAAUGGCUGCAGUUACAUGUAAAGGAAUUGGAGUACGUAGUGCACCUAUUCAAUUAAAACCUGAUUUACGCAAAAAAGGAUUAGGUGUUGGUUGGGGUUUUGAUAUACAAACUGGUAAACUUUUACAAUUUAUGAAUAUUGAAAGAAAAGAACAUAAUGAUAAAGGGGCAGAUUUUCUAAAUCAACCAUGGCUUAUUAUAACAAUUAUAUGCAGUUUACUAGUAUGGUGUGCUACUAUUACUCUAAUAACAUUUUGUUGUAGACAUCAACGUUAUCGAUUUAGAAAAUCUACUGGUACUGUACUCAUAGCUAAUAAUUCACAAUGUGACUCAAUAGCUAAUGGAUCUAAUAAUACUUGUACAAGUAUAAAUAAUUCUAUGAUUGAAAAUAAACUUUCUAAAAGUUCACAUCAUUUACAAAAAGAUCAUGUUCAAUUGGAACCAUUAUUAAGAUCAGAAACACCUAAUAUAGAAAAUGAUAAUUGUUUAGAAACUAUGGAUAAAAUGAAAUAUAUGGGAUGGUGUCCAUAUCCGUCGACUACUCAAAAUCAAAGUUUACAUAACAUGACUAAUAACUCCCAUAAUGAAUAUAAUAACAAAGAGUCUAAUGAUACUCAAUUCAAUUCAUUUAAUCCAACUCUAUUAGCACCACAUCUAUCAAAUGAAACAAAUAAUGUUGGACUAUAUGCUACAGCAGAAAGUAUUACAAAUCCAAAUGUACAUAAUAAUCGUCUUGUACUUCAAAGACCAAAUACAUUAAUUCAUUUCACAAAUGAUUGUACAUCACGUACAUCCUAUUUAAGUUAUCAAUCUCAUAUAAUUUCACAAUCACAAAUCAAUACUAAUAUUCCUUCUAAUGGAUAUAAUAAUAUAGAUCAAACAUUUUGUGCAGUUACACGAAUUGGUUUAACUAGUUUACCUUUAAUAGCACCAAUAGCACCAAUUAAUAGCUUACAACAUAUCAAUGAUACUAUAUCAUCUUCUCAUUCAAUAUAUGAUUGUAAUGAAAAUAUACCACAAUUAACUGUAGCACCUUAUGCAACUGUAUCUCUUAUUCAUAAUACAAUGAAUACUACUAAUAAUACAUCAAUAAACAAUUGUCAUACAACCAAUUUUUAUACUAGAAACAAUGGAGUUUAUGAUGAUGAUGAUGAUGAUGGUAAUAUUGAUACACCUAGUGAAUUAACUUAUGAAUUUGAUGAAAGUUUAACACCAUCUAUAACUACAAAUAAUAAAAUCAAUUUACAUCAAGCACAGUUACAAACUAAUCAAUCAUCAUAUACAAAUUAUACAAAUCCUUGUUGUCAAGCCAACAAUAAUAUGAAUAUGAAUAAUGAAGAAAAUGGUAAUAGAUCACAAUUUUCUUCAUUAGGGCAACAUGAUCUAGUUGAUUUAUCACAAAGACAAGAUCUAAGAAAUAAAUCGAAUUCUGCAACAUCUAGUAAUUUAACAAAUGAUGAUGAAAAAUCUUAUAGAUGGAAGAAAAUAACAAGUGAUAUAGUAACAAAUGAAUUUGAUAAUAAUUUAAUUACAACUAAUUCAAAUCAUUUACCUAUGAGUCAUUAUUUAAAACAAAAUCAUUCAAAGAUGAUCAUAACAACAACAACGGCAUCGACGGCGACAACAACAACAACCGUGGCAGGAACAACACAAUAUCAAAAUUCAUUUACAUCAAAAUGUGAAAAGAAUGAAGGAUACUUGUAUUGUUAUGAUGAUAAACAAAUAAUACCACCUCCACCAAAAUCCCCACCACCUCCAGCACCAAAAUAUAAUCAUGAUAUUUAUGAUCAUAAUAAUAAUAGUAUGAUGAAUUAUCAAUAUUCACCAAGGAAAACAGAUAAACCUGAUGAAUUACCAAUAGAAUAUUCAUCUUCAUCAUCAUUAUCAUCAAUAACACAUACAACACAUUCAACUAUACCAAAUAUGAAUGAAAAGAAACAAAUUCCACAAUCUAAUCCAAUAAUAAUAACAUCUAGUAAACAUAAUGAAACAGAAUAUCUAUUUAAUACAAAUCAUCAUAGUAAUAAUAAUGUACAAUUAAACAAUCCUAAAUCAUCUAUAAAUGAACAAAAUAUAUACUACUCAAAUUAUUGUAGUAGUGAUGAUGAUAGUGGAAAUCAUUAUAAUAUUUCUAAUAAUUGUUCUAAUCAUCCUCAUCAUCAUCAUCAUCAUCAACAACCACCACCACCACCAUCACAACAACAACAAUAUCAAAAUCAAUCAUUGAAUACAUCAUUAUCAUUAGGUAAACAAUCAUUUAUACAAAGACCAAUAAUGUUGUUAAAUGAACAUGAAUUAACUAAUACUCCAUCAUCAACAUUUUGUAUAACAUUAAGUCCAGAAGAGCAUUCUAGUUCAACUUAUGCUCAAGUGUAUUAAACUUAUAUAUACAGUAAUCAUGUUAUUUGGUAAUUACAUGGUAUUUACAUUUUCCCAGUCUUUUCACACACACACACACACAUACACAUAAACACAUCAACACAGAAUGACAAUUUCAUAAAUUAGUGAUGUAAUCAUCAUUCCAAUUUCAUUAUUAUUGUAAUACCUAUUAGUUAUUAUUAUUAUUAUUAUUAUUUGCUUGACUAGUUGAAAAUCUAUUAUAUAAUUUCUCAGUUAGUUGUCAGGUGUCUAUUUGACAAGUUUAUCAUUUCAUUCACAAUGUAUAAACUUAUGUUUGUAUAAAUAUGAGCAAUUUUUCAAUCUUUUCAUUUAUUUGUUUACUUAUUAACUCAUUUUAUUGAUUGAUUGUUGUGGGUUUAUUGAUUUAUUUAUUGAUUUUUUGACAUAGGAUAUUUUCCCCUCCCCUCCUUCUCUAAAAUUGAGCUCAUAGUUACACAGUAUUCUUUAAAUAUUACGUAAUCAUGAGUCGAUUUUUUUUUAAAAAAAAAUUAGGGAUAUAAAUAAUGAUAGGAAUAUUCUAUGACUAUCAUAAUGUUGUUUUAUUUUCUUUUAUAAUAUUUAUUUAUCAUUUCAUAAUAAAUACUUCUCUUUAGUAGGUUACUAAGAGAUUGAAUUCGUUUUAAGUAGAUGUAAUACACUGAAAUGAUUAUGUAAUCAUCAUCAUCAUUACUGUUCUAUGUAUGAAAAUAUUUUGACUUUGUUUCCAACAUAUAAUAAGAAUAGCUAGUUUAUAAACCAUAGUUUACUUUCAUCUUUCUUUUUGUCAAUUCCUAUGCACAGAUUUGGCUUUAUGAACAAAUAAAAUAUUAAUGAAAUAGGGAUAAUGAUAGAUUUCAACAAAACAAUAACACACACACACACUCUCUCUCUCACACACACACACUCAUUGUUUGUGCAUUCACUUCACAAUAUUUAUAUUUAUAUCUUGUUUGUCCUUUUAUAUUCCAAUUCAGCCUGAUUUGUAUAUUAUAAACAAAUGAUUAUGUUUUCAAUAGAACAGUUGUUUGUAUCAUUACAGUGUUCUAUUCUAAAUAAGAAAACUAACACAAUCCAAUUACUCUUUUAAUAAAGAAAGAAAAGAAAAAUAGAAUAAUCUUAUUUCCUCUGUUUAACGUUCUUAGAUUUAUCUUUUGUGUUUAUUCUAAUGUUUUCUAUUUCAAUUGCUUCUUUCAAUGAUGAUGACGACGACGACGACGAUAAUGAUGAUGAUGAUGAGGAGGAGGAGAAGGAUGAUAUUUGUUCUUGUUAUACUUACCCAGUGAAUGACCAUCAUUAAUUAAAACUGUUUACUUCGGUUAUUUGAUAACAACUUUACACACACAAAACCAUACAUUCUUGCACACACACACACACUACACACAAACACACAUAUAUAUAUAUACACAUGCAAUUAUUCAAUAUGUAAAAAUUAUUUAUUUUUCCCAACUUAUCUAUUCGUUGUCUUCGCUACUAUUUUAUUUAUUUAUUUAUUUAUUUACUUAUUGUGUUAUUUGUAUAGAAACAAAAAAGGAUUAAUGAGAACCAAAUGCUAAAUGAUUAUACAAACAAAUGAUGAUUAAUUUAGAAGUUUUUUUCUUGUUCCUUUGUACAGAAGAUUUUAUUGAAAUAUGGUGAAUAAAAGUUAAAGUGUUGU
Messenger RNA from Schistosoma bovis, 7422 nucleotides. The record is from the annotation of a GenBank genome assembly. NCBI's taxonomy places the organism in Eukaryota, Metazoa, Platyhelminthes, Trematoda, Strigeidida, Schistosomatidae.